Naegleria fowleri is the source of this 1395-nucleotide messenger RNA. RefSeq lists its product as uncharacterized. The record is from RefSeq and is a predicted model, not a curated record. Lineage: Eukaryota; Heterolobosea; Eutetramitea; Acrasida; Naegleriidae. The transcript has a single exon. Bases 1 to 1395 code for a protein of 464 amino acids. Gene Ontology annotation, molecular function: inositol hexakisphosphate 3-phosphatase activity.
AUGCAAGAGAUUGAUUCAUCGGAGACAACAAACAAAAAGACCAAUAGCCAAGAGGAAAAACCUUCUUCCAGCGACAUUGUUUCAUCAUCAUCGACAACUAGUUCAAAAAAUGUUUCUACCUCGGGAGCUAACUCGGAAGGCGCCCAACAAGAACAAUCAGACUUGGCGAAUAGAAUUAUGAGUUUGAUGAUUAUGAUUUCAGUAGUGGUUGUUGCGUUUUGGCUAAGAUCUCAAAAUAAGAAUAAGAGCCAAGUUGAUGUAUUGGAGAGAAAAUUAAGUGUGUUUGUAGUUCCCGAAUUAUUUGUAACCGGAUCAGAGGGAAGUCAACGAAGGGAUAAUAUUGAUUCUCUUGUUGUGUUGAAUCACAAAUGGCUAAUUACUACUGCAAAAGCUACAAAUUCUUUGUUUGUUUUCGAUGCCAAAACUGGUGAAUAUUUAUUUACAAAACACCUUAAAACUGGUGAUUAUGAAGCAAACAGACCAAAUGGUAUUACCCUUUAUAAGAUAUUCAACAAAGAUUUUUUGUUUGUUACUGAAAGAGAUGGAAAGAGAGUAUGCAUUGUCGAUAUUGAAAGCGACUUUAAGAUCCUUUAUUCAUUUGGAAAUGAAAUACUUCAACGACCAUAUGCUUUGGAUAUUAUCAAAACAGAAAAGCUCAUAGGCCCAAACUCUGAACAUUAUCAUGUAUUUGUGACAGACAACUAUAUGAUACAAGAUGAGAAGGGUAAACACAAAAUAGUGCCUCCACAACAUUUGCUCGACAAAAGAGUUCAAUUAUUCGAAGUCGUAGCAUCUAAAAAAGAAAACUCAGAAAUAACUUUUGAGGCAUCUUACUCCAAGAAGAUUGGAAGUAUUACAGAAAAUGUGGGUGCUUCUGGAGCUUUGAAUAUUGUAGAAACCAUUGUGAUCGAUGAAGCAUACAAUAGAUUGCUUAUUGCGGAUGAGCACGAGCUCAACGUUAAGAUUUAUAAUUUCAAAUCACAUGACUUUUCUGGAGAGACAUUGGGGCUAACUACCACUCAUGAACCUUCAGAUAAUUCUAAAUGUCCAAAAAACUUCUUUUUUGAGGGAGAACCUGAAGGAUUUGUCAUAUUUUCAUGUCAAACUACACAACCAGCAAGAAAUGUGAAAACAGGAUUUUACAUUUUUACAGACCAGUUAGACAAGAGAACCAAGUUCCAUAUUGUGAGGCGAGACAAUUUAUGCUAUGUCGCAUCAUUCAUGGGCAAUGUUGUCUCUAAAACAGAUGGUGUUACCAUCGAUGAAACUCUAGGAAUUUUCUAUGCUGUGCAUAAUGACAGUGUUAUUGGAACGUUCAAGCUGGAUGAUAUCGUACAAAAUGUUGUCAAGAAAAAUCUUGACUCUUCUGAAUUUAAAAAGAUUUGCCCUCGCUAG